Messenger RNA from Pollicipes pollicipes, 413 nucleotides. Its product is annotated as U8-agatoxin-Ao1a. The record is from RefSeq and is a predicted model, not a curated record. Gene Ontology annotation, cellular component: extracellular region. The transcript is spliced from 3 exons. Bases 10 to 366 code for a protein of 118 amino acids. Gene Ontology annotation, molecular function: ion channel inhibitor activity. NCBI's taxonomy places the organism in Eukaryota, Metazoa, Arthropoda, Thecostraca, Pollicipedomorpha, Pollicipedidae.
GCCCGAGCCAUGAGAGUGGCGGCGCUUCUGAUCGCCCUGUCGCUGCUGGCGGCGUCGGCCGCCGCCGCCGCGGCCGGUGGCGAGCCCGAGACUUACCUAGAUGACGCGGGCGGCAGCGAACAGGAGAUGCCCAUGGAACUGGACGAGUACUCGAACCUGCUCGCCAACCUGCUAAGGAAGUCGUCUCAGAAACGUUCUCCGUUUGUGUACGUCUACAGGCGCUCCUGCAUCCGACGCGGCUUCUCUUGCGACGCGCAGCCGCACGACUGCUGCGGCAACGGCUCGUGCCGCUGCAACCUGUGGGGCAGCAACUGCAAGUGCUUGCGCGGCGGCCUGUUCCAGGCGUGGGGCCGCCGCCGGAAGUGAGCCGCUUCCGGCCGGUGAGCGGCCGGCGGCGCGGCGCGCUGAGCGUG